CAUUCCUGCAGCACUGCUUCCGGUCGGCAUUUUGUUCUGCGAGAGAGAGAGAGUCUCUGUGUGGAGUCUUUUUUUAUGAGCGCCCGGGAACAUUUCGGUACCGAAUCUUUUCCGCUAUCACCCGGACUAAAGUGCGAGCUUCCGCGGGCGCCUGCGAGAAGGAAUGACCGCCGCCCGCCCGUCUUCAUGUUCGCAGUGAGAGGAAGCGGUGCGACCCGGAUUAUUGUUGUGAGAGGGACACAGCGAGCCCGAACCCCUCCACCUUCACCUUUCAACGGCAGAGCCUCAGCAAAAGAUGUAAAGGUGGAUCAGUGAGCAGCGACACUGAGCAACCUGUGCGUGCACGUGAGCUCCCUGCCCUUCUUCAGCAUGAAUGGGGACAUGCCUCAUGUUCCUAUCACCACUCUCGCUGGGAUUGCAAGCCUCACUGACCUGUUAAAUCAGCUGCCUCUGCCCUCUCCUCUACCUGCCACCACCACUAAGAGCCUGCUGUACAAUGGGAGGAUCACGGAGGAGGUCAGCUGUCUUCUGUCCCGCCGGGACGACACGCUCGUGUCUCAGCUGGCACACAGCCUCAACCAGGUGUCAACCGAACACAUAGAGCUGAAGGACAACUUGGGCAGUGAUGACCCGGAAGGAGAUGUGCCUCUACUGCUACAGACGGUGCUGUCCAGGAACCCCAAUGUCUUCAGGGAGAAAAGUACGCCCACCCGAUACGGGGUUCAGGGCGGUUUAAUGCAACAGCCAAUGAUACCACCGUACAAGAUGCCUCAGAAUUCCAUGCAUGGAAGUCCGGCGUCAAACUACCAGCAAACCACUAUAACUCCGAGCCCUCCCAGCCGAUAUGUUCAAACUCAGGCGGGUUCUGGUAGCAGGUACAUGCCCCAGCAGAACAGUCCAGUGCCCAGUCCGUAUGCGCCACAGAGUCCAGCGGGCUACAUGCAGUACAGCCACCCACCCAGCUACCCCCAGCACCAACCGAUCCAGCAAGUUUCCGUAUCCAGUCCAAUAGUUCCCAGUGGCAUGAGAAACAUUCACGACAACAAAGUCUCUGGUCAAGUGUCGGGUAAUUCCAACCACAACGCGAGGCAUUGCUCCAACGACGAGUACAUCAACAUCGUCCAGAGACUUGGAAAUGAUGAGGGUGACCCCGCCAUGAGAAAUACCUCUUUUCCUGUACGCUCCGCCUGUUCUCCUGCUGGAAGUGAAGAGACUCCAAAAGUUGGACCUAGGCCGCCCUUGAUUCUUCAGUCUUCUUCACCCUACACCUCCCCUAGAGAUACAGCUCCGGACCUCUUGUUGGAUUCGCCUGAACGAAAAAAGAAGCAGAAAAGGUUAUUGAAAGAGGAGGGAGGUAAAGGCGCCAUGUAUGACAUUGUCAGCUCGCCCUCUAAAGACUCGACUAAACUAACAAUUAAGUUGUCUCGAGUGAAGUCAUCGGAGACUGAGCAGUCAGCUGAGCCUGUGGUACCUGUAGUAGACCAUGGCUCAGAUGCUGAGAACGAGGUAUCAUGCAACAGCUUAUCAUAUCACCGGAACCCCCAGGAGCGACUCUCCGCUGGUCAGUGUCUUUCAGGGGAGCAAUCAGCCUACCAGCAGGUUCCUGUACUACAAAACAUCGGGGCACUUGCAGCCAAACAGCCCGGUGUAGUUAGUGGAACCCCGUACGACGAGGCAGAGCUGGAUGCUCUUGCUGAGAUCGAAAGGAUUGAGAGGGAAUCUGCUAUAGAACGAGAACGCUGCUCUAAGGAAGUUCAAGAUAAAGACAAGCCUCUAAAGAAGAGAAAACAGGAUUCGUACCCUCAGGAACCAGGAGCUGCAGGCACAGCUGGUGCUUCUGGGACACCUGGUGUUGGUGGCGGAUGCAAUGCUGGGAACAAACUGGUACCUCAAGAGGCUUGUGCUGCGAGCAAUGGAUCUAGUCGGCCAGCCUUGAUGGUCAGUAUUGACCUGCAGCAAGCAGGUAGGGUGGAAGGGCCAGUGGACUCCUUUCCUGUCCCUGCCACAGAGGCUCAGCGCUGGACAGAGGAUGGCUCCGAAUCCACCGGGGUCUUGAGGCUCAAAUCAAAGACAGAUGGGGAGGUGCAGAGGACAGUAGAUGGUCGGCCAGAAGUUAUCAAGCAACGAGUAGAAACUACGCCACAGAAAACUGCUGUAGAUGGACGACCAGAGACUCCCAAAAACAAGCACGAAAACCGACGGGAAAUCUCCAACAAAGUGAGUUCUGAAAAGAGGUCAGAUUUGUCAAAGCACAGACAUGAUGGUAAAGCUGAUAAAGUAAGGGCUGAGGGAAGAGGCCAUGAAACCUCCCGAAAGCAUGAAGGGCGAUCAGAAUUAUCUCGAGAGUGCAAAGAGGAAAGGCACAGAGAAAAGGACAGUGACGGCUCUAAAGGCCGCCGAUCAGAUACAUCGAAGUCCAGUAGAGUAGAGCACAAUCGGGACAAGGAACAGGACCAAGAAAAAGUUGUGGAUAAGGGCCUUGAGAAAGGCAGAGACAAGGAGCUGGAGAAAGGCCGGGACAAAGAGAGAGUGAAAGAUCCAGAGAAGGACCAGGAGAAGGGUCGUGAUAAGGAGGUGGAGAAAGGCAAAAACAAAGAGCGGGUAAAAGAUCGAGUCAAGGAGCAAGAGAAAGGCCGGGACAAGGAGCAGGUGAAAGGUCGGGACAAAAAACGGGACAAGGACUUGGGAAAAGGUCGAGAGAAAGAUCAGGACAAGGAGCUGGAAAAAGGUCGUGAGAAAGAUCAGGACAAGGACCUGGAAAAAGGUCGGGAGAAAGAUCAGGAAAAGGAGCUGGAAAAAGGUCGGGAGAAAGAUCAGGACAAGGACCUGGAAAAAGGUCGGGAGAAAAAUCAGGACAAGGACCUGGAAAAAGGUCGGGAGAAAGAUCAGGACAAGGAGCUGGAAAAAGGUCGGGAGAAAGAUCGGGACAAGGUUCGGGAGAAAGAUCGGGACAAGGUUCGAGAUAAAGAUCGUGACAAAACUCGGGAGAAAGAUAGGGAAAAGUUUCGUGAGAAAGAUCGUGACAAACUUCGGGAAAAAGACCGGGAAAAAGUGCGGGAGAGAGAUCGGGACAAAGGGCGGGAGAAAGACCGGGACAAAGAACAGGUUAAAACUCGAGAGAAAGAUCAGGAGAAGGAACGGUUAAAAGAUCGGGACAAAGAACGAGAAAAAGUUCGGGAAAAGGGUCGGGACAGGGAUCGAGAUCAAGAAAAAAAGCGCAACAAAGAACUCACAGAGGAUAAACAGGCUCCAGAGCAGCGGUCACGUCCCAAUAGUCCUCGGGUAAAACAGGAACCCCGUAAUGGAGAAGAAUCCAAAAUAAAACCUGAGCGGUCAGUCCACAAAAAUUCCAGCAACAAAGAUGAGAAAAGGGGUGGGGAAAACAAGAACCAAGUUGAUGGACACAAGCCUUUAUCAAUGGACAGUAAAACAGCCGAUUUUCCCAACUACCUAUUAGGGGGGAAAUCAAGUGCAUUAAAGAAUUUUGUCAUUCCCAAGUUAAAAAGGGACAAAGAGGGUAAUGUGAUGCAGGAAGUGCGAAUAGAACUGUUUUCCGAGCCACGUGUGAAAUUAGAGAAGCUAGACCUGGUAGAGGACCUCAAUAAGGGCGCCAAACCUGUUGUUGUUCUGAAGAAACUUUCCAUUGAUGAGGUCCAGAAGAUGAUCAGUAAUUCACGCAGCUCGAAAUCCAGCAGGUCGUCUCACGGCAGAUUUAGAGAGACUGAUUCCCGUUUGCCACUAUGUGAGAGAGUGAAAAUGAAUAAACGCAGGCGCAGCUCCACUAAUGAGAAGCCCAAGUAUGCAGAAGUCAGCUCAGAUGAUGAUGAUAGUAGCUCUGUAGAAAUAGCCCCAAAGCGUUCAAAAAAGGACAGAGAUAAAACAUGGGAAUAUGAAGAAAAGGACCGGCGGGGUUCUGGAGAUCACCGGCGGAGCUUCGACAGUCGGAGAAGUUCUGGAGGUCGACAUCGAGAACGCAGCCCUGAAGACUCAGAUGAAGAUUCACCUCCUCCAAGCCUAAGUGACCUUGCCCGAAAGCUGAAGAAAAAGGAAAAGCAGAAAAAGAGGAAAUCCUACGAGCCUAAACUGACUGUGGACGAAAUGAUGGACUCAUCGACGUUCAAGAGAUUUACAACCAGUGUUGACAACAUUCUGGACAACCUUGAAGAUGUGGACUUGACAUCAUUAGAUGAUGAUGAGAUUCCCCAGGAGUUGCUGCUCGGAAAACACCAGCUCUCAGAGUUAAGCAGUGAAUCAGCCAAAAUAAAGGCCAUGGGCAUCAUGCAUAAGAUUACAACUGAUAAAAUGGUGAAGGUCCAGAGUAUUUUGGAAAAGAACAUCCAGGAUGGCGCAAAGCUCUCCACCCUUAUGAAUCACGACAACGACAGGGACGACGAGGAGCGCUUGUGGCGUGACCUCAUCAUGGAGCGUGUCACCAAAUCUGCUGAUGCUUGUCUGACGGCUCUUAACAUCAUGACCUCAGCACGAAUGCCCAAGGCCGUUUACAUCGAGGACGUUAUCGAGAGGGUCGUGCAGUACACCAAGUUUCAUCUACAGAACACGCUGUACCCGCAGUAUGACCCCGUCUAUAGGGUGGAUCAUCAUGGUGGUGGAACACUAAGCUCGAAAGCCAAGCGAGCAAAAUGCUCAACGCACAAGCAGAGAGUUACCGUCAUGCUCUACAACAAAGUGUGUGACGUUAUCAGUAACCUGUCUGAACUCCUGGAGAUUCAGCUGUUGACAGACACAACCAUCCUCCAGAUUUCAUCUCUAGGUAUCACUCCAUUUUUUGUGGAGAACGUGAGCGAGCUGCAGCUCUGUGCCAUUAAACUAGUGACUGCUGUGUUUUCUCGAUACGAGAAGCACAGACAGCUGAUCCUGGAGGAGAUCUUCACCUCUCUCGCCAGACUGCCAACCAGCAAGAGGAACUUGAGGAAUUACAGACUGAACAGCAGUGAUGUGGAUGGAGAGCCGAUGUACAUUCAGAUGGUGACGGCGCUGGUUCUGCAGCUCAUUCAGUGUGUGGUUAAUCUGCCUUCAGACAAAGACUCGGAUGAGGAGAAUGACAGAAAGGUUGAUCAGGAUGUGCUAAUCACAAACUCGUAUGAGACCGCAAUGAGGACAGCACAAAACUUCCUCUCUGUUUUCCUCAAAAAGUGUGGUAGUAAGCAGGGUGAAGACGACUACAGGCCGCUCUUUGAGAACUUUGUUCAGGAUCUCCUGUCUACGGUGAAUAAACCUGAUUGGCCGGCUGCAGAGCUGCUGCUGAGCCUUCUGGGAAGGCUGCUGGUUCAUCAGUUCAGUAAUAAGCAGACGGAGAUGGCUCUGAGAGUGGCUUCUUUGGAUUAUCUGGGCACAGUGGCUGCACGACUUCGCAAAGAUGCCGUCACCAGCAAAAUGGACCAGCGCUCCAUCAACCGCAUCCUCGGAGAGAGCUCAGGCAGUGAUGAGAUUCAGCAGUUGCAAAAGGCUCUGCUAAAUUACCUGGAUGAGAAUGUGGAGACGGAUCCAUUUCUCUUGUUUGCAAGAAAGUUUUACCUUGCGCAGUGGUACAGGGACACCAGCACUGAGACGGAGAAAGCCAUGAAAUCUCAGAGUCAGAGGGACGACGAUUCGUCUGAUGGGCCUCACCACGCUAAAGACAUCGAAACCACUAGUGAGAUCUUGCAGAAAGCUGAAGCUCGCAAGAAGUUCCUCCGGUCUGUUAUUAAGACCACGGCAUCGAAAUUCAGCUCACUGAGAGUAAACUCGGAUACUGUGGACUACGAGGACUCGUGUCUCAUUGUGCGAUAUCUGGCCUCCAUGAGGCCGUUUGCACAGAGCUUUGAUAUUUAUCUCACACAGAUCUUGAGAGUUCUCGGUGAAAGUGCCAUUGCAGUGAGAACUAAAGCGAUGAAGUGUCUUUCUGAAGUGGUGGCAGUGGAUCCCAGUAUUCUUGCGCGUCUGGACAUGCAGCGGGGCGUUCAUGGCCGACUGAUGGACAACUCCACCAGUGUGAGAGAAGCUGCAGUCGAGCUGCUGGGACGCUUCGUUCUGAGCCGACCGCAGCUCACUGAACAGUAUUACGACAUGCUGAUCGAGCGCAUCCUGGACACGGGCAUCAGCGUGAGGAAAAGAGUUAUUAAAAUCCUGCGAGACAUCUGUCUGGAGCAGCCCACCUUCAACAAGGUCACAGAAAUGUGUGUGAAGAUGAUCAGGAGGGUCAAUGACGAAGAAGGCAUCAAGAAAUUGGUGAAUGAAACCUUUCAGAAGCUCUGGUUCACUCCUACACCCAAUCACGAUAAAGAGGCCAUGACACGCAAGAUUCUCAACAUCACAGACGUGGUCGCUGCCUGCAGGGAUUCCGGUUACGACUGGUUCGAGCAGCUGCUUCAGAAUCUGUGGAAAUCAGAAGAGGACGCCUCUUACAAACCGGCCAGGAAGGCUUGUACUCAGCUGGUGGACAGUCUCGUGGAGCACAUUCUGAAAUAUGAGGAGUCUCUCGCUGACUGUGAGAAUAAGGGGUUGACGUCUAAUUGCCUAGUGGCUUGUAUCACCACGCUAUACCUGUUCAGCAAAAUCCGACCGCAUCUGAUGGUGAAACAUGCCAUGACUAUGCAGCCGUACCUGACCACAAAGUGUAACACUCAGAGUGAUUUUAUGGUGAUCUGUAAUGUGGCGAAAAUCCUGGAGCUUGUUGUUCCUUUGAUGGACCAUCCGAGUGAAAGCUUCCUCACCACUAUCGAAGAAGACCUGAUGAAACUCAUCAUCAAAUAUGGCAUGACGGUUGUGCAGCACUGUGUGAGUUGUCUUGGCGCAGUCGUCAAUAGGGUCACCCAUAACUACAAGUUUGUCUGGUCUUGUUUCAACCGCUACUAUGGAGCUCUGAGCAAGCUGAAGAUGCAGCAUCAGGAAGACCCCAACAGCACCGUCCUGGUCUCGAAUAAACCUGCACUGCUCCGCUCACUCUUCACCGUCGGCGCGCUGUGCAGACAUUUCGACUUCGACCAGGAGGAGUUCAAAGGCAGUAAUAAGGUGGUCAUAAAGGACAAAGUCCUGGAGCUGCUGCUGUAUUUCACUAAGAACGAUGAUGAGGAGGUGCAAACCAAAGCCAUCAUUGGUCUAGGGUUUCUGUUCAUCCAGGACCCAGGACUCAUGUUUGUUACAGAGGUGAAAAACCUCUACAACACCCUCUUGGCCGACAGGAAGACAUCAGUGAAUCUGAAGAUUCUGCUGAAGAACCUGCAGACGUAUCUACAAGAGGAGGAUUCCCGAAUGCAGGAGGCCGACCGCGAGUGUGAGUCUCACUUAUACAACACACACUUCUGUUCUCAGUGCAGCAGUAGCUAG
Danio aesculapii is the source of this 7326-nucleotide messenger RNA. RefSeq names its product nipped-B-like protein B. Gene Ontology annotation, molecular function: chromatin binding. The record is from RefSeq and is a predicted model, not a curated record. Gene Ontology annotation, biological process: embryonic viscerocranium morphogenesis; digestive tract development; establishment of mitotic sister chromatid cohesion. Gene Ontology annotation, cellular component: Scc2-Scc4 cohesin loading complex. Lineage: Eukaryota; Metazoa; Chordata; Actinopteri; Cypriniformes; Danionidae.